UUUGCGACGCCCAAGAUGGCCGCCCCCAGGGCAAAAUGAACCCGCUCCGGCCGCCGCCGCCGGGGGGAACGCGGGUCAGGGCCGGCCGGGGCACAGCUGGGUCGCUUCUCCGUGACGGGCACUCGUCUGUGCCCACUCGGCGUGCAGGGCCCCGCCGGGGCUCGUAGCGGGAGAGCGGAGACUCCCCGGGGAGGCGGUAUGUGGGGCGCCCUGCUGCGGCGCGGGGUCCGCGGCACCGGCGGGCUCCGGUCCGUGUCGUCGGGCAGCCCGCCCUGGAGCCAGGUGGUGUCAGAGGCCGAGAAGAUCGUGGGCUACCCGACGUCCUUCAUGAGCCUGCGGUGCCUGCUGAGCGACGAGCUCAGCAACAUCGCCAUGCAGGUCCGCAAGCUGGUGGGUACCAAGCACCCGCUGCUCGACACCGCCCGGGGUUUUGUGUAUGACAGCCGAAACAAUUUACAAAUGCGAGGUUUGGUCAUAUUGCUGAUUUCCAAAGCUGCUGGACCCAGCACGGCAGAGCUCUCUUUCCAGCACAACAUGGUCAGUGGAAUUUAUUCCAGUCAAAGAAGUCUGGCUGAGAUUACGGAGCUGAUCCACACUGCUUUUCUGGUGCAUCGUGGCAUAGUAAACAUUGGUGAGCUCAAGUCCUGUGACGGCCCGCUGAAGGAUAUGCAGUUUGGAAAUAAAAUGGCUGUUUUGAGUGGAGAUUUUCUCCUAGCAAAUGCUUGCACGAGCCUUGCGCAGUUGCAGAACACCAAGGUUGUGGAACUCAUUUCAAGUGCUAUUGGUGACUUAGUUCAAGGUAUAUAUUAUGAAAACUUAAAAUCAUCUGAGGAGAACUGUCUUACAGAUGAUAUUGGCAUAUCUCGGUGGAAGGAGCAGGUUUUCCUGUCACAUAGUGCCUUGCUGGCAAAGAGCUGCCAGGCUGCAAUGGAGCUAGCAAAGCACAGCACUGAGAUUCAGGACGUGGCAUUUCAGUAUGGGAAGCAUAUGUCUAUGAGUCAUAAGCUACAUUCAGACCUUCAACCAUUUGUUAAAGAAAGUUCGAGUGACACAAUGGCCUUCAGUUUGAAUUCUGCUCCUGCAAUCCUUCAUCAGGAAUUCCUUGGAAGGGAGGCAUGGAUUAAGCAGAUUAGAGAGGCACAAGGAAAAGGAAACAUAAUGAACUACAAAAAGCUGCAGGAAGCGAUCAAGGCUGGAAAAGGUGUGACUUCUGCCAUCGACCUCUGCCGCUGCCACGGAAACAGAGCACUGGCAGCGCUAGAGCAUUUCCCUCCCUCCGAGGCCAGGGAUGCCUUGGCCAACAUCGUCUGCGCCGUGACCAGGUUUCCCUGACCUGCCGCUCCGGGUGGAGCGUCUCUCCCUCCACAGGUGGAAGCAACCUGGCAGGGAGACCGACGAUGCCUCACAACCCCUCACACCUCUGGUCAUCUCAUCGUCCCAUCCCGACAGAGGAAU
Messenger RNA from Neopelma chrysocephalum (saffron-crested tyrant-manakin), 1455 nucleotides. It is a transcript of the gene PDSS2, whose product is annotated as decaprenyl diphosphate synthase subunit 2. Gene Ontology annotation, cellular component: mitochondrion; transferase complex. The record is from RefSeq and is a predicted model, not a curated record. Gene Ontology annotation, molecular function: prenyltransferase activity. Gene Ontology annotation, biological process: ubiquinone biosynthetic process; isoprenoid biosynthetic process. The coding region runs from base 199 to 1332 and encodes 377 amino acids. Lineage: Eukaryota; Metazoa; Chordata; Aves; Passeriformes; Pipridae. The transcript has 8 exons.